CACAGUUGUUGCUCACUGUCCUGCACAGACCUCAGUAGAAAACACUGACCGUGAACCACUUUUCACGGUAAAAACUUUGGAUCUAUUGCAUUUGAGACACUAAAAUGAUGCACAUGUUUUCAUUAUCAAUUUUAACCAGUUGAUUCAAAAUGACAUUUAUUGAGCUCUGGAAUUAUUCUAGAUCUGUUGUUGUAGCUAAAUGACUCGUAUCGUGUCUUUCUUUAAAAAUGCACAUUUGGCUUUAACUGAAAACUACAGAAAAUGGCAGCCAAUGACUCUUCAGUGUAUGCGAACGAUGACUUAAUUAUAGUUCAGUUUUUCAUAUCACUUUUCCUUUGCAUUAACUUUUUGCUGAUCACAGUCUUUUUCAUGAAGGAUUUCUUCUACACAACCAUGCGCUACAUCUUCUUUGCACUGACUCUCAUGUCUGAUUGUGUUUUUUUAAUGCUGAGUGAUGUUCUGCUCAUUUUAACGUACUUUGAAUUCACCAUACCAAUGUUGUUGUGCCUUAUGGUGUAUGUGGCUGUAUCUUUAUGCUUUUUUAUCACUCCGGUGACUCUGACAGUGAUGACGCUGGAGCGCUUUGUAGCCAUUUGCAUGCCACUGCGACACGGAGAGCUGUGCUCCACACGCAGCGCUCUGCACUGCAUCCUCAUCGUUCAUGCCAUCAGUGCUCUGCCCGAUGUGAUUUUUCUCUCCAUCUUCUUUGCGACUGUGAACCGCAGCUACUACACCCAGAGCACUCUGUGCUCUAUGGAGAUCUUCAUCCUCCACACCUGGCAGGGUCACAUUAGGUCUGCAAUAAGUCAGUUUUACUUCCUGAUCAUGGUUAUCAUUAUCAUGUUCUCAUACUUUAAAAUAAUGAAGGUGGCCAGAGCUGCAUCAGGACAGAACAGGAAGUCGACAUGGAAAGGCCUCAGAACUGUGGUUCUUCAUGGCUUUCAGCUGUUCCUCUGUCUUUUCCAGCUGUGGUGUCCUUUCAUUGAAGCUGCUGUGCUUCAGAUUAGCCUGGUGCUCUACGUUAAUGUCAGGUACUUUAACUACAUGGUGUUCAUUCUUUCUCCGAGGUGUUUGAGUCCUCUCAUUUAUGGCCUCAGGGAUGAAAAGUUUUUCGUUGCUCUGAGAAGCUUUGUUCUUUGUGGUUUGUAUAAGAAACAAUUGUCAAAUGAAUUGUGAUUGACCUGUGAAAACCUCAGCAACCUCAGCUGCAGGACCAUUGUUUCAUUGUUUUCAUUGUUUGUGAUCACUUUGUAUUCAUCUGUUGUGAAAAUGUUGUGAUUUAAUGAAUAUUAAGACUAACUUCUGAUAUAUAUUCAUAAAAGUUAUGUUUUGAAAAUAAAUGCUGUUAUAAGACAGGUUAUGGAUGUACGUGUUUGUAUUAUUGAAUAAACUGACUCCAUUACUCA
Molecule: messenger RNA, 1406 nt
Organism: Solea senegalensis (Senegalese sole)
Lineage: Eukaryota; Metazoa; Chordata; Actinopteri; Pleuronectiformes; Soleidae
Product: odorant receptor 131-2-like
Exons: 1
Coding region: 262-1176 (304 amino acids)
Biological process (GO): G protein-coupled receptor signaling pathway
Cellular component (GO): membrane
Molecular function (GO): G protein-coupled receptor activity
Source: RefSeq, a predicted model, not a curated record